AUGGGAGCAACAAUCUCCAGCCACACUCAUGGGACAUCUGUCAGUGAAUAUGGCAAAGGAAAAUUGGAGUUCACACCUCAGAAUGAAGCAUUACUCAAUGAAAUAGUAAAACAUGUGGAGGGGCUAGUCAGUUCACACCCAAGGGAGGCAGAGACGAUUCUCAAGGAACCCUUCAAGUGGCACAGCACUCUUAAUCCUGACAGUUUUGGGGAACUCAACUUUGGUUCAAUGGGAUUUCAGAUAACGUAAUUAUGCUUUAAACUUGAUAAUAAAGUAACUCUGUGGCUGUUAAAGAUGGACAAUGUUGGGACUAGUGCUAAAUUUUUCUGUCUUUAGUUUAAUGGAGUCAGUCUGCCUUAACUAUAUUGAUUUACCUUGUACCACCUUGUCACAUGCUAUGUGCUUGUGGUACAUAUUGUAUGAGAAACCAAUCGUACAACUUGCCAUGCUUGCAAAUCAAAUUUAUCACUGAAAUGCGCAAGUCAGUGGUAAGUUUGAUUUGCGAGCAUGAUUAAUGUCAUAGACUCACUGUAAGCACUCCCAUGAUGAGACAGUGUUGCACCAUGUAAAUCAGCUUUUAUGUACAGUAUGACCAGAUAACUGUAGGGACUGUCUCUAGCUUUCCUGUGUCCAUGAAAAAUGUCUACCCUGUAGAAGUGUCCAUUAGGAGACAGUUGACUGUUUGCUCUUGUUGAACCACUUGAAUAGCCAUAAUUUAAAAUUUAUUUAGUUUAUAUGUCAAGGACAAACUGAGGGAAAUAUUAUAUUGUUAGCUCACGGGUUAGGCAAGUAAGGGAAGUUGCCAACAUGUAGUAGCUCACGUAGACACUCAUUUAGACACUCCAUGUAAAUGUAUCUAUGGUAACAAACCCACAGUAUACAUGUACGUAGAAAAUAAUAUAUCCAAAAACUCAUGUGUUUCUUUUUUGACACAUUUAAAGUCACAGUGAUGUGAAAUCUGAGGCAAAAACACCAGGUGGAGAGCAUUUAUUGUCUAUGGACAAGGUAAAUGAAGUCAUAAUAAUAUUAUUUUGUCAUGAUCCCUUAUUAAUGGUGUUUUUUUUUUUAUAAAAGAUAAAAGAGAGGGGACGUAGGAUCCAAACCUUCCACAUCCUUUACCUUGCAUUCCCUGGUCUGCCCCCUUUAUCUCAGCUUCUUCUCUUUAGCCCUUUUCCAACUACAAAAUGUUAAGGGUUAUUACCUAUAAAUAUCCACCUUUUUCCCACUCCCCACCCUUUUAGAACUCCCACAUCCUGCCCUUUCCUCUCUUUAAUACCUCCCACACCUCUCCCCCAGUUCUCUUGGGCUUCUCACCAACCUCCCCUACAUGAUGUUAUAACACCAUACAGUGACAGAUCCAGACCUUCAGAUAAGGGAGGGACGGGUCAUCCAAACCCUGAGAUAAGGUGGGGGGGUGGGGGGCUGGCCUCAAAAUUUUUUUUUUUUUCGGCCCUUCAGGCGUCAUUUUGAUCUAACAAUGGGGGGGGGGUCCCCCCGUAGGUGGGUGGGUCGUGCGGCGCCUCUUCCCCAUCUUUUUUUUUUUUCCCCGUCCAGCCGGCGUCUGUUUCAACUCCGGGGGGGGGGGGGGGGCGGUGGGCCCUCCGGGCCCCUCCCUUGGAUAGGCCACUGCCAUAUCCUUACAGUUCAACAGCUCAGUUGUAGUGCUAGUUAACUCUCGUACUGCAUCUCCAGAUUGAAGUGAGCAUAAUUUCCUUGCUCUUUUUAGAGCUCACUUGACAGUCAGUACAUAGAGUACAGUCAAACACUGUUAUUACAGAUACUGAGGGGGCCAUUGAAAUUGUCCAUAUUAACAGGUUGUCCAUAUUAACCCUUUAAGUCCCAAUAUUGACCAACAUUAAUUUUCUCCUAACAAUAUCCAUAUAUUGUCAAGAGAUUAGGUUAUAAGAAUUAAUAAAAUGAUCACCUAAGAGAAAAUGCUUUGAUCUUUUAUCAAAUUCUCUCAACUCAUUCUUUAAGGAAAUACAUAGAGAUCAGUUUGGAGAAUUUGUAUGUGGAUAAAGUGAGAGCUUGCUUUCCCCUGGGAAAAAGCAAACUGUCAGUAAUAAUGAUGUGUCCGUAUUAAGUGGGCACGUCUGUAAGAAGGGUUUGGCUGUAAGAAUAUUUCAAAAUACAAGAAAGACUUUAACAAUAAUAUUAGCUAAAAAAAAAAGUCAUAGUAAAUUUAUACAUACUGUAUAAAAGUCUGAGGAUUGAUGAUAUAUAUAUAUAGUUGUGUACAAAUUUCUAUAUUUUGAUCUUUAGGAUGGUGAGCAAUAUGUCCUAAAAGUCUGGACAUUUGAGCAAAUUGGAAAUGUGCUCAAAGUUGCUGGAGAGAGAAAAUGCCGUGAAGCUCAAGCUUGCUUAGAAGGUAAUAUUCUUAUUUUACAAGAUCAUGGACAGGCCAUUUAAGGCAAAAUACGGUAGUGUCUCAAGUACUUUUGCAACUCUGGUUGUAGCUGUGGGUGACGUUGGUUGACGUUGUGCUCAUAAAUUUAUUUCUUAGUUAUUUGCCUUUUACAGAAAACCAAGACCCCAUGGUUAAUGUUAUGGGUGCAGCAUAUGCGUCUGUCAAUAGCAGUGACAGGCCCUUGUUAAAGGCACAUGCUGAUCUUAGUAAAGCGCGAGAAGACUCAUCAGAGAAUGUUGAUGAACAGGAGGCAAGGUUUACGCUCUCUCUUCUCAUUAGCGAAAUGGAUAAACAGCUGCUAAUGACAUCACACAAUACUAUUGCCAAGUAAGUUCCCAAGUGUACUGCUCAUUAAUAGAGCAAAUGACUGAUUUAUGUUCUUAUAAAUGACAAACAUUCAAAUCAUUGGCAAACUUAUAUGCUACUAUAUGACAGAGCAGUUUAACCCUUUAAGCCCUAAGAGUGAUCAGCAUCAAAUUUCUCCUUGUAAUAUCAAUGCUUUGUAAAACAGAGUGGUCAUGAGAAUUAUGGACAUGAUCACACAAGAUGAAUUUGCUUGAUAUUUUAUCAACUUCUCCCCNAAAAAAAAAAGUCAUAGUAAAUUUAUACAUACUGUAUAAAAGUCUGAGGAUUGAUGAUAUAUAUAUAUAGUUGUGUACAAAUUUCUAUAUUUUGAUCUUUAGGAUGGUGAGCAAUAUGUCCUAAAAGUCUGGACAUUUGAGCAAAUUGGAAAUGUGCUCAAAGUUGCUGGAGAGAGAAAAUGCCGUGAAGCUCAAGCUUGCUUAGAAGGUAAUAUUCUUAUUUUACAAGAUCAUGGACAGGCCAUUUAAGGCAAAAUACGGUAGUGUCUCAAGUACUUUUGCAACUCUGGUUGUAGCUGUGGGUGACGUUGGUUGACGUUGUGCUCAUAAAUUUAUUUCUUAGUUAUUUGCCUUUUACAGAAAACCAAGACCCCAUGGUUAAUGUUAUGGGUGCAGCAUAUGCGUCUGUCAAUAGCAGUGACAGGCCCUUGUUAAAGGCACAUGCUGAUCUUAGUAAAGCGCGAGAAGACUCAUCAGAGAAUGUUGAUGAACAGGAGGCAAGGUUUACGCUCUCUCUUCUCAUUAGCGAAAUGGAUAAACAGCUGCUAAUGACAUCACACAAUACUAUUGCCAAGUAAGUUCCCAAGUGUACUGCUCAUUAAUAGAGCAAAUGACUGAUUUAUGUUCUUAUAAAUGACAAACAUUCAAAUCAUUGGCAAACUUAUAUGCUACUAUAUGACAGAGCAGUUUAACCCUUUAAGCCCUAAGAGUGAUCAGCAUCAAAUUUCUCCUUGUAAUAUCAAUGCUUUGUAAAACAGAGUGGUCAUGAGAAUUAUGGACAUGAUCACACAAGAUGAAUUUGCUUGAUAUUUUAUCAACUUCUCCCCACUACUAUGGUAGGAAACAAAUAGGGGUAACAAAUGAGAAUUCAAAGUUUGAUCUUAGAGUUUCAAAGAUUAAUACUAGAAAUGAAAGGAGGAUUUAGCAAAAUAUAAGGAUGUAGAGACCUAUUUAGAUAUCUCUAAGCUGCUUGCACCUUAAUUCCUGUGAUCCAAAAAGAAGUGUCUUUUUUAAGUUUGUACUCAAUUCAGUAUGACUAAUUUCUGAAAAAAAUUAUUUGUUGCAGGGAAGUCAGGUUGAACCCAAGUACUGUGCAGGUAAUAAAUUCAAUUUAAACUCUAGCCUGCGAGCAAGCUCUCUGGGGCACUCUGGGGCGGGAAAAGGAAGGAGGGCUUGCAACUACGUGUUUGGAAUUUGAAUAUCUGCAUCGAAAAAGUCAAUGCGAAAUGCUGAUUGGCAGAGAUGACACUGGUAAUUAAUAGCAUCAUUACUUUUGACACAUGUUUUUCAAUUUUUGUUUACAUUCUCGCUCGUUUCUGCUUUGGGCUGAUUGGUGGAAAUCUGACAACGGGGACCCAGGCCUGGCUGGGAUUGGAGGUGGAAUUUAAAUGCCAGAGACGUAGUUGCAAGUUCUCCUUCCUUUUCCAACGCUGUCACCAGAGAGCCUGGGAGAGCUUGUGAGCUUGCUUGCUUGUAUCAAGAACAAAUAUUAACACAUCAUUUCUCCAUGUUACGUUUAUGGGACAGAUGUCCAUAUAAAAAGGCACACUCUGCUGCCCAUUGGUUAAUGCAGGAUCUCACCUCCUCCUACUAAUUCAAAGGGAUCACACUGAAAUGAAUCAGAAUAACCAUGACACCAAGGGUCUACAUUCUGUACUGUUUAAAAUCCUUGUUGAUUGUCUGACCAGAGUUUGAACUCGCAAGAAAAACUAAGCCAGCUAGCAAUGGUUUGCUCAGUUGGGAACAAGGCCAGCUGAGACCUUGUUAUUUUAAAAAACAUCCUGAAUACUGAACCAGGAAGUGAAAUGCCAGUAUGAGACCAUUCAGGACACUGAAUCGUGUCUGUUUUGUUACCUACAGGCUGAGUAUGAACUCUUGAAAACAUUUGCUGGUGAAGAAGGGAAAUGUCUGGAAUACAUUGAGUGGACACUUGGUUAGUAUGUGGUUCUCAUCAAGUAAUGUAUUUGUUGAAGUUUCACAAGCCCCGUUGAUAGUUUUUUUAUGGUUUAAUAUGUGAUAUCAUGCUACACCAUGUUGUUGUCACCUGUUUGACAAACAAAAAGGAAAAGAAAUUAAAAGAAAUUAAUUGACUUUUGGUUGUUAAUUCUUUUACGAUUUGAAACUAACAAGGAGAUUGAGAUAAUUUUGCAAGACAGUGAUGUACACGCACCCAUAAAAAGAAAAAAUGGUUAAGUGAUAUGGCAAGUGUUUGUAAAGAUUAAAAAUUUAUUAAUCAAAUAGACGAGAUAGCAUUGGAAAGUUAUGUACAAUGUGAAAGGCUGAUAAACAAGGCCAUUCCUAGAUCACCAGUUCAGUAAUGGAUGCCACGCCCCGCCCUGGCAGCAGGUCCAUGGUGAUAUCAGCUACUUGGAUGUGAAGCCAUUCGACAGCGACAAGUUGACUAUCACUGCAAACACAGCGGGAUACUUUCUGAACAAGGGAUUGAACCAAGAGGGACAGGUUAACCAUGAGAGAGAGGGAGACAUCUACCCUACUCUUGUCGCACUUCUUAAGGCCAAGAGUCCACAGUUUGCUGCUGCUAUUGAAAAGAAGGUAAAUCGGGUUUACAAUAUUAAUUUGUAUUUUGUGUGUGUCUCUGUUUUGUGAAAGAAACUUAGCUGAUGGUGUUACCUACCUCCUGGUAGGAGUUUGCAUAUUAUGGUUCAACAGAAGUUAAACAGGACAAAACUGAGAAGAUUGACGAGACUUUGAAGGAAGAGGAGGAUAAUGGAUCAGCUGGAGAAGAAGCAGCUGAUGGAAUAGAGGCUAAAAAUCAUCAAAAGUGAGCUUAAAAUUUACCUUCAUUAUUCCAAUUUGCCAUACAAGAGCCUUUCAUAGCACUGUGCAGGACACAGGUCACAUAUGAACCUUGUAUUAUACAUUUGUAUACCUUGUUCCAAAAUGGUGGUAAAAUUAACUUUUUUUGUGUUAAUGUUGAUUAGCACUCUUUGCCUCAAUCGUAAGAUGUGCAGAAUUCAAACAAAUUUGAACCUUAAAAUGAAGCAUUAAGGACAAGCUAUUGAGAAGGCAAAAGAAUAUGACUUAAUUUCUACCAUUUUGGAAUUAGGUGUAUGGUCUAGCAUGCCAAAUACUCCCAAUUAGUCAUGAGUAACUAGAUUACUUAAGCCGUAUCUAGCAUGUCAUGGGUGCAACUCCCUUUAAACCUUAUCAUGACAAUUUUUCUCUAAAGUGAGCAGCUUUACUUCACGAAAUUGCUAACAAUAGAUGGGGUUAAUACAGGCUCAACCUUUGCUUCUAGGAUUGUCUCCUAUUCCAGGGGAUGAGUAGCAGAGAAUACUGGGAACAAGGUUGAUACAGGCCAGCUAUGAAAAUGCUCACUAGCCUAACUUUUGAAAUCUGCUUAUGAUUAUUAUUUUUUGUCUUUUCUUCAGCGCGGCUCCUAAGACUAAAACAACCAAAACGACGCAAAAGAAGAAAGGAACCAAGGGAACAAAGACAUAUGAAUCAUCACCUCGCUGGAAAAAUAUCAAAAUUGAAUUUGGUGCAGAUCUAAUUGGUGACCAAGAGUAAGUAGUCUAAAUCCGGGAUUUUUUAGCCAAUCAGAAGUAAAAUACUAGCAGGGAGGUAGGGAAGCUUAAAACGUAACAAUAGUAGUCAGUGACCAUUGGGAACACUGACUUCAGAUCAAGAUUACCCUUUAAAAAUGUCCUGUUUGUUUUGUUUAGUUAUGUAUUGAUGUGCUUUGUUAGUGUUAAUAAUGAUAAGCAGACUUUUUUUCAGACCAAGAAAACACAUUUGAAAUAAUGCAGUUUUGUGCACUACUUACAGCAUCUCUAGAGAAUAAAUAGUUUAAAGCUUUUAUUCUUCACCUGCACCUAUCACUCAUUCGUAAAGCCACUGUGCAGAAAACUUACAGUGGUUCUAGGGAAGGUAGGAGCUAUUAUUUUCAUUUCACAAUAUUAGUAUUGGUUGGUAACUGUAAUUCUCUAUAUGUACAGGAAAAAAGACAAAGACAAGCAGAAGGGCAAAAGCACCCCUGACAAGAAGCCACCAUCUAGACACGCAAAGAGCAGGUAAGAACCUUUGUACAGACAUUCUUAAAUAUCUAUUUACUCUUUUACUCCACAGAGUCAAUUGUCAUUGAUUUUUAUCCUUGGUUUAAUUAAUUAAUUUUUUGUCUCAAACUCAUUAUCAUUAACUAGCAUAUCAAAAACAAAGAAAAGUAAGUUAAGACAAAAAUAGAUUUGAACCACAACAGAGACAAGAAAUGUAGUUCUUACUUUUGAUGACAUCCAAUUACAUGUCCAUUUGAAUGAAAUGUCUUUGGCAAUGGCAUCUUUGAAAUGGGAUUUGCGAUGUUUGUUGCAUUUUGUAUUUUUGGCAUAUUUUGUAACAACGUAGUGAUGGUUGUAAACACUUUUGCUUGGACAACUUUUCAACAUGUGGCAUGCAUCAAAUGGAAUGGUGGAUUUUAACAACGGACGAAAAACAGGGAGGGGGUGGACAGUGAGGGAAAUAUUCCUCUCCCUUUUCUUCCCCUCCCCUCCCCUCCCCUUUUUGCACCUGCCACACGGGCUGAUUUGAAUAAGGUUUAGUUUGCAGCUGUUAGAGUCAUUAACCCUUUAAGCCCCAAGAUCCACAUACAAAUUCUCCAGACUGAUCUCCAUACAUUUCUUUUAAGAAUAGUUGAGAGAAUUUGGUUUAAGAUCAAAGCAUUCUCCUUUUGGUUAUCAAUUUAGUAAUUCUCAUAACCUUUACUCUUAAUGAUCUGCUGAUGUUGUUAGGAGAAAAUUGAUGUUGGUCACUCGUGGGACCUAAAGGGUUAAUUUUGUUACUGAUUUGUUUCUUCAGAGAGGCAGGAAAGGCUGGUAGAGUGUCAGUACGUUCUCAGACGAAAGGUGAUAUGGAGGAAGACUUCUCUGAAAGUUCUUCAGAAAGUGAGGAAGAGGAAGAGAACCAAGACAGACGACAGGAGUCUAAUGCUGAUCUACCAUCUGAAUACUGGCAAAUUCAAAAGCUCGUCAAGUACUUAAAGGUAAAUAGCUGCUCAAAGAAAUUAAUGUCCAGUAGCCAUCUCCAGUUAGAUGAAUUAUUAAAUUUUUUAAACAGUGAAAGUGUAUGUUAGUUAUGGCCCAUAUCGAGGGAAUAGUGAUCAAAUUCUAUCAACUUGAGAAGUCUUGCACACUCACACAGGGUUGCCAAAGUAUGUGCAGUGGUUUGAUAGUGUACAGGACACUUGAUUCCAUCCACUAUCUACUGUCAAUUACUUGUAGCCUGCAGUCAACUGCAUCAUGCAAGUGAAUACAGAGUCUAGCCAUAAUGACCUACUUCAUUGCUUAAGCAUAACAUUGUUGAUCAUAACAUUUUGGGGAAAUGGAAGGUCUGAAAACCUACUAUAAUCUACACAACCCUAACCCUUUACACAGCCCCAAUUAACCCUUUAAGCCCUAAGAGUGAUCAGCAUCAAAUUUCUCCUUGUGAUAUCAAUACUUUGUGAAACAAAGUGGUCAUGAGAAUUACAUACAUGAUCACACAAGAUGAAUUUGCUUGACAUCUUAUCAACUUCUCCCCACUACUUCUGUAGGAAAUGAAUAGGGGCAACAAAUGAGAAUUCAAAUUUUGAUGCUUUUCUAUAUUUAGAGUGGCAAUCAGACUGCUACCAUUAUAGCUUUGUGCGCCAUGAGGGAUUUCAAUCUUCAACAAGAGACAUGCCAGCUGGCUAUCAGAGAUGUUGGAGGACUUGAAGUGUUGAUAAACUUGCUGGAAACAGAGGAAAUAAAGUGCAAGGUGAUCCUUACAAAAUACUUUUUUCCACUGCUUGAUGUAUCCGCUUGAAAUGAUUAGUCGUGGCAGUUUCUUUUUUUCAUGCAUUUUUACUCUUUCAUCCCAAACUGCUCUAUCAACAAUUCGCAAUUUUCACUUGUAGUUGGAGCAGAUGUAAGUGGACACUGAUCUUUACUUUCCUCUUCGUCUUUCAGAUUGGGGCUUUAAAGAUUUUGAAGGAAAUUUCUAGAAACUGCAUCAUAAGAAAGGCAAUUGCUGACUUAGGAGGUGAGGAGGGGCCGAGGGCAUCUUGAUUAUUUGCCUCGUCAUGGAGGCAAAUUCUUCUGACCCUUCUUUAUCAGGGAGGUGUAUUCUAUGACAGCCCCAGUAAGGCUGUGCAAGAAACUACAGACGAGAUUGCUGUAGCCUACGAGCAAGCUCUCUGAGGCGCUCUGGUGGAGCUGGGUGGAGGGGGAGGAAAAAGAAGGAGAGCUUGCAACUACGUCUCUGGAAUUUGAAUUGCUCUUCUGCUUCCCCUGUGGCUCCCCCUUGACUGAGCUGUCAGAUUUCUGCCAAUCAGCAUUUCGCAGCGACUUUUUCGAUGGAGAUAUUCAAAUUCGAGAGACGUAUUUGCAAGCUCUCAGCUCCUUCCUUUUCCUUCCCCGCCAUUAGGUGUUGCACAUUCUUCCCAUAAUACCUUGCGCCAGGAUAGUCCAGUCAUUCGCAGGCCCUCGCGUGAUCUGUCGAAGUACUUCUGGCGAAAGCUGACAUGGUAAUGUAACUUUAUCUUCUUCAGGUUUACAAACCAUGGUCAAGCUUCUCCAGGGAUACAAUGACGAGCUGAAGUGUCUUGCUGCAGAGACUAUUGCGAAUGUCGCUAAAUUGAGGAGAGCAAGGCGAACUGUCCGGCAGUUUGGAGGCAUACGAAAACUGGUGAGUGUGAGAAAGGAGAAUUUGUGAACUAGAAUGAAACAAGCAAUUCAAAUUUCCUAUGGCUCGUAGCUCUUUAAGGUGCUUUUAUUAUAGGCUGCCUGUGAAAUUGCGACAUGAUAGUUUUGGUCCUAGUAUUGCUUUUGGUAAUAUCCAGUGGCGGAUCUAGGGCAGGGGCCUGGGGAGCCCGCCUCCCCCCUCCCCCCUCAUUUUUGGACGAAAGCCGAGGCCUCUUUGGUGAGUUACUUUGUGUUGGAGCUAAUAGCUAUAGAUACCUUUAUCGCUAUCUCAGAUGAUUGCAUCCAGCAUUUAGUCAGAUUAAAGCGCGAGAAAACACAGCAAGCAUACGGUUUUACACCUUUUGGUCGAGAGAGUUUUUUCAACCAGUAAAAAUGUUUUGCUUUAUUUUUUGUUAGGUGGCACUCCUGGAUUGCGGAUCUCUUGCAAGUGCAUCUGCCAUGCAAGCAGAUGUGGCACGCUGUGGAGCACUGGCUUUAUGGAGCUGCAGUAAAAGUACUAAAAACAAGCAAGCCAUCAGGAAAGCAGAUGGUAUUCCUCUGUUGGCCAAACUGCUUAAGUCUAACAAUGAAGCAAUGCUUAUUCCAGUCGUAGGAACGCUGCAAGAAUGCGCUUCUGAGGUUGGUAUGACCCCCGCUUUCAUACUGUUUCGUAUUGAAAUAGUGGCACGCUCAAAAAAGAACACCUGAUAGCAGGUUAAACCUCCAUGUACAACCACCUUCGGGGUGGAUUUCGGCUGUCGCGUAAAUUUUAUGUGCGCACGCAAAUAAACUUUAAAGCGCGUAAAUAAAAUAGCUGCAAUGUAUAUGUUGUAGUUCAAUUUUUUUUCUUGUUGAAAUUUUUUUGGAACCAGUUCAAAAUUUUUAGGUUGCGCUUUCGGUAGGUUCAAUUGUAUGUUCCUUGUUGAAAAAAUCUUAGUCAAAUGUAUGGAAUUCUUAAAGCCAGGUAAACGCAUGCUAACUUUCCAAUUGUUGAUCAGUGUUGUGAAUACGUAAUGCGCAAACUAUUUGGAACUUUUAAAAAAUCUCUAGCGGAGUGCUGUUGGUAGUCGUGCUUUUAAAAAUUUUAAUGUAUUAUUUCUUUUUCAGGCAAGUUACAGACUUGCUAUUCGCACUGAAGGCAUGAUCGAGGACCUCGUAAGGAACCUUAACAGCGAAAAUCAAGAACUUCAAAUGCACUGUGCUAGUGCAAUAUUCAAGGUAAAACUACUUCUGAAUGAAGAAUGAAGAAUGCAUUGGAGGGCUUUGUCCACCAUACCACUGAUUUUGUCGACUGGCUCACAUUUCCGUUAUCUUCUUAACCUUUGGUCAAAAUGUGCCGUUUUCACGAAGUUUUUAACGUACCAUUUGGUGCACUUGUUUUCAGUGUGCUGAGGACAAUGAAACCCGCGAUCUUGUUCGGAAAUACGGUGGCCUGGAUCCUUUGGUAUCUCUUUCGUUCAAUGUUGAAAAUAAGGAGUUACUUGCUGCAGCCACAGGCGCUAUUUGGAAGUGUUCCAUCAGCCGCGAAAAUGUAACUAGGUAAGAUAAUGCAACCAUGUCUCUUUUAAUCUGAAAGUGGAAACCGUCUUGAACAGCGUGGCUGAACACCAGCAAAGGAAAGCACUACUCAGCAGCUUUCAUUUGAAUGGUAAAAUCAAAGGAUUUCAUCCACAAACUCAAAAGUUUGAACCAUCUUGUAUAACAUAAUAAACAGUACCACAGGAAAGUACUGCUCAGUGGCUUUCAUUUGAAUGGUAACACCAUAGGAUUUCAUCCACAGACUCAAACGUUUGAUCUUAAUACUCAUACGUAUUCAUUGAUGUUUGCAGAUUUCAAGAAUUGAAGGCCAUCGAGCAACUGGUGUCUUUAUUGAAUGAGCAACCGGAAGAGGUAAGUAAUAUAACACCAUUCUACUUACUGAGUACUGGUUCUCUUUCUUAGUGCGAUAAGGAUGACAGCGGUGGCAAUAGCGAUAAAUGACAGUAGGCCAUUUCCGAGUUCCCCCGGGCCUCUGUAUCAAAAUGAGGCUAGGUGCACAACCUUUCUUGUGAAAAUGAGUUUUAUUUGCAUGAGAAUGAAAAAUGAUUUCCAUAUCAAAGGCUGAGCACUUAACCUCGUUUUGAUACAGAGGCCCGGGGCAACUCGGAAAUGGCGUAUUAUUAUAACGACAGUGAAAUGAUGUGUUUCGUGAGAUGUUUAGUGAUGAUGACGUUGGUAAUCACGAAAAAGAAAACUAUGACAUUGAUGUUGGUGACACAACUGUGGUGAAGAUGAUAAUGAUGAUGACAAGGCUGGUUUGGGCAAUGAUGAUGAUGAUGAUGAUGGUGGUGGUGACGACGACAAUGACGACGACGGCGACGACGGCGAAGGCGACGGCGGUGAUGAGGAUGGUGAUCACAAUGACGAUGACGAUGACAACGAGGAUGAUGAUGAUGAUGAUGAUGAUGAUGAUGAUGAUGAUGAUGAUGAUAGUGAUGGUGCUGGUGGUGGUGAUGGUUGUGAUUACAAUCAACUCUCGCCUUGCAGACACCCCGCUAUAACAGACACCCCGAUAAUACGAACAGCAGCUAAAUCUCCGGCAAAAAUAAAUCACAGACGAUUGAAAGAAAUAAACUCUCGCUAUUACGGACUCUCGCUAAUGAGGAUACUAACUCGAGGUCCUUACAGUGUCCACUGUAAAGGGAUGUGACUGUGUUUGUUGAUAUUAAUAUUCAUGAUGAUGACUUUUAUGAAGAUGCUAAUGAUUAAGUUGGUGAAUAAUGAAUGUGAUGCUCUGGCCUCUUACCUACACUUAAACAUACAUUCUCUUUCUUAGUGCGUUGUGGAUACUUCUUCCCUCUUGUUGAAGGCAUAAAUUUUAUCUUCCAUGCACAGGUCUUGAUUAACGUGGUGGGUGCCUUGGGGGAGUGCGCACAAAUCCCGGCUAACAGAACUACCAUCCGCAAGGCUGGCGGCAUACCUUCACUAGUAAACCUGCUGACCAGUACGAACCAAGCUCUCUUAGUAAACGUCACCAAUGCAGUAGGGGCCUGUGCGACUGAGCCUGACAACAUGGCGUGAGUUCUUGCUUUCCUUUUCUCUUUUUCUUUGUUGCUGUUUUUUUAAAAAUUAAAUUCCUUGUUUUUUUCUUUUGCAGUAUCAUUGAUCGUCUUGAUGGAGUACGUCUGUUAUGGUCUCUUCUGAAGUCGAAUAACCCCAACGUGAGUUUAAUUUUUUGUCUCAACACUUUCAUCCACUGUCAAAUUUUACUGACAAGGUUGAUAUUCAGGAGCCAGUUGCAUAGACUUUAACACCAGACGUACCUGCCAAUCGACUCUUUAUUUAACGCCAGCUAGGUUUUAUGCAGAUAGUCCCAUAAGCGUUAAUCGGACGGGUAGAUUUUCAUUCUCAGGCCUUUUUUCACUCAGGCUCAGGUUCACAUUCGUUGUUUUUGCAGGUACAAUCCAGUGCAGCUUGGGCGAUUUGUCCCUGCAUUGAAAAUGCAAAGGUAAGUCGGGAUUGUGUUACUUAUCAAGUUAGUGGAAACAAGCCGGUCUCCUUCACAGUCCUUCAAAGACGGAUCUAGAAAAUUUAGAAAGAGGGGACGGGAGACAAGCAAAGAACUCUGAGAGCAAUACGCUCUUCUCACGUAUGGUAAUAUGCCCGUCUAACCUCGUUUUUGAGUAAAAAAUCCUUUGAAAUGCUAAUCAGACGACGUUUUCGUAUUUGAAUUUCAAAAGAAUUUUUACCCGUAAACGAGGUUAGACGGGCAUAUUACCAUAUGUGAGAAGAGCGUAUUGAGUCUGUAAAAGACUUAGUUUAAUGAGAAUUCUUUCCCUUAUCACAUCCCCCUCCCCCAGCGUCUUUUUGAAGGUGUCGACCACUUUCUUCCUCCCCUCCCCUCCCACCCCAUUUCCCUUCCAUUCUCUGCACCCGUGUAACCGUCAGAAAAUGUAGAUGUUAAUUUCAAACUGACAAAACAAAUACGUACAAAUUUUUGUGAUACGGUUGAGUUUCCAGUGUUUAUUAACUUUUUCUUGAUAUUUUUAGGACGCCGGAGAGAUGGUGCGAUCGUUUGUUGGUGGUCUGGAACUGAUUGUUAGCCUGCUAAAGUCUAGCGACAGAGAGGUAUUUACAUUUAACUGUAGACUGUUUGAAUUUGCUCAUUGUAUUUCUGUGAAUGAUUUGUUGAUACAAAGAAAUGGAUCAUUUGAUAUGAGCACCAGACAUAUGAGCGAUGCAAGUCAAACGGCAGUGAACCACUUACAUUCUUGGGCAAUUCUUUUGCCCAAAUUUUUGGAUAGAUCGUCUCUACUAUUAGUCAAAGAUGUGCUCGCCUUUCCUCGAUGGGGGGCACAUACUGAAACACUAGAAAUAUGGUUAAGAACAAAUUUGUUAGCUAGCUGGCAUUCUAAUCUCAAUUUUCUUUCGACAUUUUAGGUUUUGGCGAGUGUCUGUGCUGCCAUUGCAAACAUCGCGAAAGAUGAAGAAAAUUUAGCGGUGAUUACAGAUCAUGGAGUGGUACCUAUGCUGGCCAAGCUUGCAACAACGGUAAAGGGCAAAAAAAUUGCUUUAUAUCCAUAUUUUACGUCGAUAACUCGUGACAGCAAUAACUGAUUAACCUGAGGUCGACGGUGCGCUUAUUUCACCCCCCUCUCUCCAUCAAUGCUCCGUGUUAACAACAAAAAGAUCUCACCGGGGAUCGAACUCGGGAUCUCGUGCACCGAAGACCGCGCACUAACCAACUUGAAAUACAGGUGUGUAUAAAUGAAAGUAAACGCCGGGAACCCGACAAGCCAAUCUGAUCUCGAAGCCACCAAGCGCGGAAAAAGAGUAACAGUGAGUCACUGUUGCUCAUUACUGCUGAUUGGUUGAGAGGGUGGCCCGAGUGUCAUGAGCCAAUCACAGAGCGUAGCGAUGCAAAACUAAAAUACUAAUCUGCUCUACACUGCCAACCACUGCUCGAGGGUAUAAUGGUGUUAAGGUUCGUUCAGUAUACGGAAAUAGUUUAUACCUCUUUAACAGGUUAGGAUUGCUUUUUAUUGUUUGCUUUUAAUAACAUGCUUCUUAAACUUUUGUAUUUCAGACUGAUGACCGCUUACGGCAAUAUCUAGCCGAGUCAAUUGCCAGGUAAGUGACUGGAUCAGUUUCCUUGUUGUCAUGUCUAACAAAUCUUCGUAUUAAUCAGUCUGUUUUCUGUGUCUGCGCAGGUGCUGUACGUGGGGUAACAAUCGAGUUGCGUUUGGACAGGCUGGCGCUGUACCGCCAUUGGUUAACUACCUUAAAUCAAAGAACCCGGAUGUACACAGAGCUACCGCGCGUGCGCUUCACCAGCUGUCACGUGAUCCUGACAACUGCAUUUCCAUGCACAACAGUGGUGUUGUUAAGGUAAAUAGAAGUCGCCUGAGGUCAUGUAGAGUUUGAAAUAGUGUGACAAUGAAGCGGAUGUUACCUGUUAAAGCUUAUUCGCCUAUUCCAGGCGAAUAGUGGAGCCGUCUUAGUUAGCGUUAGUAGCACUGUGAAGUUGCCAUUACUUAAUAGUUGUUUGUGUUUCCUUCACAGUAUCUUCUUGAAAUGGUUGGUUCCACUGACGAAGUCCUCCAGGAGGCUGCUGCUGGUUGCCUUGGCAACAUCAGGAGGCUGGCAUUAGCCAAUGAGAAGGCCCGCUAUCACUGAUUGACAUUUCCAAUAUUGACUAGAACAUGUACUGGCAUGUACUUCAAUCCAGAUCUUGGUAGAGGAACAUUUUUUAUAUAUAAAAAACCCAACAGUAAAAAAGUGUAUGUUUUUUUUUUAUUUAUUCUGUCACAAGUCACUCUGUUUACCUGUAAAUAGUUCAUGGUUGCUAUCUGCG
This is a messenger RNA of Porites evermanni, 15474 nucleotides long. The record is from the annotation of a GenBank genome assembly. Lineage: Eukaryota; Metazoa; Cnidaria; Anthozoa; Scleractinia; Poritidae.